UUAUAUAUAUCGCAGCUCUCACUUUCCAAACCCUAAUAUCGUCUCUGACUCUCUGUGCCACUAAAGCUCCUAAUUGGAUCUCUGCUCAGCAAUGGGUUCCAGCGAGUUGGGUUGCACCUACGCCACUUUGAUUCUCCACGAUGAUGGAAUCCCAAUCACCGCGGAAAAGAUUAGCGCUUUGUUGAAAGCGGCUAACGUCACCGUUGAAUCCUACUGGCCCAGCCUAUUCGCUAAGCUUGCUCAGAAGAGGAACGUCGAGGACCUUGUUUUGAAUGCUGGUUCGGGUGGUGGUGCAGCCGUUGCUGUUGCUGCUCCUUCUGCCGCCGGUGGCGGCGGUGGUGGUGCCGCCGCCGCUGCAGCACCUGCCGCUGAGGAAAAGAAGGAAGAGCCUAAGGAAGAAAGUGACGAUGACAUGGGUUUCAGCUUAUUUGAUUAGGUCUUUCUUUUAGUUUUUGUAGUCAAACUAGUACUCCUUUUAAUGAGGGGUGGGUGAAUGAAACUUGUUUUGUUCUAUAAAAUUUUUAUCGACUAUCAUAAUUAAUUGUUGAAUUUUGGUGGGUUUUUUUAAUAUAUUUGUGGCAUCUGAAUUUCUGAUUGA
Gastrolobium bilobum is the source of this 598-nucleotide messenger RNA. Its product is annotated as large ribosomal subunit protein P1. Gene Ontology annotation, biological process: cytoplasmic translation; translational elongation. Gene Ontology annotation, molecular function: structural constituent of ribosome; ribonucleoprotein complex binding; protein kinase activator activity. Lineage: Eukaryota; Viridiplantae; Streptophyta; Magnoliopsida; Fabales; Fabaceae. The record is from RefSeq and is a predicted model, not a curated record. The transcript is spliced from 3 exons. Bases 92 to 436 code for a protein of 114 amino acids. Gene Ontology annotation, cellular component: ribosome; cytosolic large ribosomal subunit.